CCACGUGUUCCGUGGAGCAUGGCGGAGAUCAAGAGUUGCGAUGUGGCGGAGCCUGUUUCUACCCAAGAUGCGACGCAGGUCGACCGCCAUGGCCUGCUGGAGCAUAGCCGCGAGUUCUUGGACUUCUUCUGGGACAUUGCAAAGCCGCAUCAGGAGACGCGGCUUGAGGCCACCGAGAAACUGCUGGAUUACCUGCGCACAAGGCCGACGGGAUCCGAGAUGAAGUAUGCCCUGAAGCGCCUAAUCACUGGACUGGGGACGGGGAGAGAAACCGCUCGGCCGUGCUUCAGUCUGGCUCUGGCACAGCUGUUACAGUCUUUUGAAAACAUCCCUUUGUGCAGCAUCCUGCAGCAGAUACAAGAAAAAUAUGAUCUGGAGAAGGUGAAGAAGGCAAUGAUGAGAUCUGCUCUCUUUGCGAACCUGUUUGGGGUCCUAGCCCUCUUUCAGUCUGGCCGGCUGGUAAAGGACCAGGAGGCCCUGCUGAAGUCGGUAAAGCUGCUGCAAACCUUGGCCCAGCACUACAACCACUUACACAGUCAGCCCCUGAAGGCCCUUAUGGACAUCCUCUCUGAGGUCCCAGAGGCCACAUUCCAGGAGAUCUUGCCGGAGGUCAUCACAGGUGACCUGAAUGUAGUUCUCAGUUCCCCUCACCACCUGGAGCUCUUCCUAUUGGCUCAGCAGAAGGUGCCCACAAAGCUCAAGAAGCUGAUGGGAUCAGUCGACCUGCUGUCAGAUGAGAAUAUUCCCAGUCUGGUGAAUGUACUGAAGAUGGUGGCCACCUCUGUGAAGAAGGAACACAAGCUGCCCAGCCUGGCUUUGAACCUGCUCCGCCUGGCACUGAAGGAGGACAGGUUCUCACGGUUCUGGAAGGAAGUGGUAGAGCAAGGGCUGCUAAAGAAGCAGUCCUGGCCAGCCUGCUACCUGUGUUUCCGUCUGCUGGGUGCAGCCCUGCCCCUACUAUCCACAGAGCAGCUACAGUUGGUGAUGCAGGGAGACUUGAUCCGCCUUUUCGGAGAACACACGGUCACUACUAAGCUCCCGAACCAGUUCAAGUUUGUCCCAGAAAUGAGCGAGUACAUUGGCACUUUCCUGGAGGGGAGCCAGGAUGACCCUGAGCGGCAGUUGGCUGUGCUGGUGGCCUUCUCAUCCAUUACCGAACAGGGUGUCCCUGUCAUGCCUACCUUCUGGCGGGUCACGCAGUUCCUGAAUCCCCAGGCCCUGCAGGACUAUGUGGCCUGGCUUCAGGACAUGUUUCUUAAGCCCAACCUGGACUCCUUGAUUGAGUUUAGCACCAACAACCAGAAGAAAUCCCAGGAUGCUUCACUCAACAUGCCUGAGCGAGCUGUGUACCGUCUGCGGAAAUGGAUCAUCCACCGAAUGGUGAACAUUGUGGACCAGUUGCACCAGGAGAAGGAAGAGGCCUUGAUUGAUCGGGUGGCCAGGUUUUGUUUGUUCCACUCGUUCUUUAAAACAAAGAAUCCCGUGGAUCAGAUUCCAGAGACUAAGCAGCAGCUUUCCAUCCCUCUGGAUGUCCGCACCAGAGAUUUCAUCAUCACCGCUUUCUUCAGCCUGCUACAGACACUCAGCAUAAAGUUCAAGCAAGCACCAGACCAGACCCAGGGUGGGAAGUCCUGGACGUACCACCUGGUGCAGUUGGCAGACACACUGUUGAACCACAGCGGCAACGUAGACGCCAUGACACCCUUCACAACGGAGCAGCGCCAGGCCUGGGACCAGAUGCUAGAGACCCUGAAGGAAUUAGAGGCCCGCUCCUCAGAGGCAAAGGCCACUGCCUUCCAGCACCUCUUGCUCCUGGUGGGCAUCCAUCUCUUCAAGUCCCCCACAGAGAGCUGUGAUCUCCUAGGCGACAUCCAGACCUGCAUCAAGAAGAGCAUGGGGGAGAAGACCCGCCGCCGUUCCCGUGCCAAAGCCACUGACUCACAGGAACCACCAUGGGUGGAGGUGAUGGUGGAGAUCCUGCUGUCCCUAUUGGCCCAGCCCAGCCACCUGAUGCGCCAGGUGGCCCGGAAUGUGUUUGGCCACAUCUGCCCCCACCUGACCCCACAUGCCCUGCAGCUAGUCCUGGAUGUGCUGAACCCUGAGACAAACCAGGAUGAGGAUGACAACGUGGUGGUCACUGAUGAUUCCGAUGAGAAGCAACUAAUGGAUUCAGAGAAUGAGAACAAGGACAGUGAAGACAAUCGAAACUCAGAGAGUGAAGAAGAUAGUGAGGAUGGAGAGGAGAGUGAGGAGGAGGAGCGUGAUGAGGACGUGGACCCCGGCUUCCGCCAGCAGCUAAUGGCUGUGCUACAUGCUGGGAAGGCGCUGGGUGGAGUGGAUGGUGAGGAGGAUGAAGAGGAGCUGGGGGAUGAAGCCAUGAUGGCCCUGGACCAGAACCUCGCUAGCCUCUUUGCUGAGCAGAAGCUGCGCAUUCAGGCCCGGAGAGAUGAGAAGAACAAGCAGCAAAAGGAGAAGGCACUGCGGGUGGCCUUCCAGAUCCGGGUGCUGGACCUGAUUGAGGUGCUGGUGACCAAGCAGCCUGAGAACCCCUUGGUCCUGGAGCUGCUGGAACCGCUGCUGAGCAUCAUCCGGCGCAGCAUGCGCAGCAGCAGCACCGCCCGGCAGGAGCAGGAUCUUUUGCACAAGACGGCCCGCAUCUUCAUGCAACACCUGUGCCGCGCCCGGCGCUACUGCCACGACUUGGGUGACCGGGUUGAGGCUCUGCACACAAGGGUGGAGCAGCUUGUGCAGCAGGCCACCCGCCAGGCCGACUCCUCUGUCGCCCUUUACUACUUCAAUGCCUCUCUCUAUCUGCUGCGUGUGUUGAAGGGCAACACUGUCAAGAAGGUCAUCCACAAGAGCCAGAAGCAGAAGAGAGCCAGCACCAACACAAGCUCCGAGCCACAGGAGCCACAGGCUGCCAGCUGCUUGGACUUGAACCUUGUGACCUCGAUAUAUUCAGGAGCACUGAGUUCCUUCCUGACCAAGCGCAACAGCCCACUCACUGCUACCAUGUUCCUCAACCUCUUCUCCCGGUUCCCAGUGAUCUGUAAGAACCUGCUCCCCAUCCUGAUUCAGCAUGUUGCUGGCCCGGCAAGGCCCCGCCAUCAGGUCCAGGCCUGCCUGUUGCUCCAGAAGACUCUACCCAGGGGGGAGCUGAGACCAUGUUUUGAGGAACCUGAGUGGGAGCAGCUGAUUGUCCAGAUUCUGGUGAAGGUUACUGAGAAUCUGCGCACGCUGGGGGAGGCGCAGAACAAGUCGGAGCACCAGAAGGAGCUAUCUUCCCUGGGGCUGCUCAACAUUCUCCUCAAGAGUCACAAGAGGCAGGCUGGGAACCUGACCACACUCCUAGACGUGCUGCAGGGCCGGCAACAGAUCCUGCAGCAGAGCUUGCAGCAGGGAGAGCACUUGAUUGGCUCCACCCGCCUCCACGACCUCUACUGGCAGGCCCUAAAGAUGCUGGGAGUCCAGCGCCCCAAGUUGGAGAAGAAGGAUGCCAAGGAAGUUUCCAGUGCCACCCAGAGUCCUGUUAGCAUGAAGCGGAAGAAAAAGGGGUUCUUGCCAGAGACCAAGAAGCGUAAGAAACGCAAGUCAGAGGAUGUCACAGCCAUAGCCACCAGUGAAGACCAGCCCCCAAGCACAGGCAAAAGGAGGAGGAAGAAGAUAAAGGCCAAGUCCUCAAAGCUGCAAAACAGAAGCGAGAAGUUGUCCCAAGUGAAUGGAGUCACUCCCACAUCCCCAGCAGAGCCUGCAGGCAAAAAGCAACAGCAGAAGGCUCUUCCCAAAAAGGAGGUCUCAGGCAAAUCUCCACAGACCGCCCUGCCUCGGAAGAAGGCAAGGCUGUCUUUGGUCAGGAGCCCUAGCCUGUUCCAGGGUGGGGCCAAGAAAAAGCGAAUGAUGCGCAAGAAGGGGCGAGCGGCGCAGACGCCCGCCUGCCCUUCCUCCUCCGCUACCAGAAGCCCCGUAGACUCCUAGUUUUUUCACAGUUAUUUUAAUAAAUAAGCUGCAGUCUAAGAUACCAACUGCUGCCUCUGGGGAGUGGGUCAGUUGUUAGUUGUCAGGCCAUAUUUCCCCAGGGGUCCCAGGGUGGUACAACCAGGAGCUGUGGUGUUAAGUCAGGCCAGUGCAGGUGUGAUCAUUUCCUGAGUGCAACCCCCACCCAUCCCUAGACCAUUUUGCAACAGGAGCCAUCAGGACAUGAUUUAAAUAGGUUUAUUUCUUCAUUUACAAGAGGAAUAUAUUUGGCUUCUCUCUUAAGACUCUGAGAUUCACAAUCAGCAGCUCUAAAAAAUAAAGGAGCAGUUUGGCUUCCGGAAGGAAGAGGAGGCAA
Messenger RNA from Marmota flaviventris (yellow-bellied marmot), 4330 nucleotides. RefSeq names its product MYB binding protein 1a (gene Mybbp1a). Gene Ontology annotation, cellular component: nucleolus. Gene Ontology annotation, biological process: regulation of DNA-templated transcription. Gene Ontology annotation, molecular function: transcription factor binding; transcription corepressor activity; RNA binding. NCBI's taxonomy places the organism in Eukaryota, Metazoa, Chordata, Mammalia, Rodentia, Sciuridae. The record is from RefSeq and is a predicted model, not a curated record.